Molecule: messenger RNA, 2330 nt
Organism: Labrus mixtus (cuckoo wrasse)
Lineage: Eukaryota; Metazoa; Chordata; Actinopteri; Labriformes; Labridae
Gene: bub1bb
Product: BUB1 mitotic checkpoint serine/threonine kinase Bb
Exons: 9
Coding region: 109-1368 (419 amino acids)
Biological process (GO): meiotic sister chromatid cohesion, centromeric; mitotic spindle assembly checkpoint signaling
Molecular function (GO): protein kinase activity
Source: RefSeq, a predicted model, not a curated record
GAACAGGAUUUCUGCUUCAACAAGGCGACGACGUUUUGUGCUGUAACAAGCUGAAAACAAGACAAACGGAGAGUUUUUAAGCGGUACUACAUAGUUUUAAUUACAACAAUGGCAGAAGGAGGAGAUGUGGAGUGGGAGCUGAGCAAAGAAAACAUUCAGCCACUGCGGCGGGGCAGAGCCAUAUCAGCCUUACAUCAAGCCCUCAGUCAACACCAGGAUGGGCUCAACUCUGCCAUCUACCAACAGAGACAGGCCUUUGAGUCUGAGCUUCGAAUGUAUGAAGGAGAUGAUCCACUUGAUGUUUGGGAUCGUUACAUUAAGUGGACUGAGCAGACCUUCCCUCAGGGAGGAAAGGAAAGCAGCCUCGCCACACUGCUGGAACGAGGUGUUACCAGAUUCACAGAGGAAAAGAAAUACCACAACGACCCACGUUAUGUUGACCUCUGGAUUAAAUUUGCAGAGAACAGCACUGAGCCCCUGGACAUUUACAGGUACAUGCAAGCACAGGAGAUAGGAGUCACACAGGCAUCCCUCUACAUUGCUUGGUCUGAGGAAUAUGAGAAUCAGGGGAACUACCGAAAAGCAGACUUGGUCUUCCAGGAGGGAUUCAAGAAGUGUGCUGAGCCGCAUGAGAAGCUCCUGCAGUUUCACAAGGCUUUGCAGGCACGUGUGUCCCGACAGGUGAUGAUGAACCUGGAUGAAGAUGAUAGUGAUGAUGAGUCUAGACAACCUGAGAGAGUUUCUCUUGUUGACCUCAAACACAGAGGGAAGAAAAAGGCCAUCGCACCCAUCAACAGAGCGGGUUCUGCAAUCAGAAACAUUUCUGGAGGCCUGCAGUCACAAGGCGGCCCGGUCUCCGGUAACGCUUCAAACAGUCGGUUGGUGGUCUUUGAUGAAAACAAGGCUCAAAGUGCUGGCCCUUCAGAACCAAAGUUGGAGCCAUGGAUGGCUCCUCCCUCUUCCAGGGCGAAGGAGAACGAGCAGAGGACAGAGAGAUGGUGUGAUGUGAAGAUGCCGCAGAAGUCCAAAUUUGGACGCACUGUUAUGGCUCCACCACCUCCUAAACCAACCUUCCAACCAUUUGUUGAGGAGUCAGACCAGCCUCCAACCAUGACUCCAUGUAAGAUCAACCCGGCAGUGAACACAGUAUUAUCGUCUCGUAAGCCCUGCAGAGAGGAAACGCCUCUGAAGAGACUACAGGAGCACCAUCAGCAACAGAAGGAAGCGGAAUCGGGAAAACCACAGGAGCAGAGCAUGUACUGUAAAGAGCUGCUGCUCAGUGGCGCCACUGAGUUCUGCUUUGAGGAACUGCGUGCUGAACGCUACUUCAAGAAGAUGCAACAGGAGGGCAGAGAUGAAAAGGAUUAAGCUUGUGCUAGCUGAUCAUAUGAACUCUAUCAAGGCAGCUCGCCAUUUCUUUGCCAUGGACUUUGACUUUCAUUUAGUAGAGACUUUACUAGUAAGUAUCAUGUAAUUACUGCUUUGUGUUGUUUGUUUUACUCCUGUUUAUAUUCUUUUCAUGGAAAAUUGAGUUCUCAGAAUGGUCAAAAAAAACAAAACGGGUAAAUGUUUUUUAGAGACCCAUUGAACUCACAUUAUUUUAGUCUGAUGGAUUCACUGAAACACAACGUGUGGAGCACCUGGACAUAGUAUAAAUCACCACAAAAAGACGAUAGCAAGGAUUUAAGAUCUACACAUUUUCAACUAAGACUUUCGAACUCAAACCAUUUAAACUACUAGUACUGCACGCAUAUAAGAAGUCAACUCACUGUACUAUACACUUCAAGUCUCUGAUGCAGAGACUCUGCUGGCUCUAAAUCCAGUCCUCCAUUUUUCAAGGUUCAAAGUUGUCUUUAUUAUCCCUGUGAGAGGACACUUUGCAGUCAGCAGUAAAAUAAAUACAUACAGCCAGCAAUCAGCAAACAACAUAAGAAGGUCACUAAGAAGUAAAAGAGUCCAAUGGACAAUCAGUAAACACAACAUAUAGAAACAGAGAAAACGUUCUACUGCACCUGAAGAACUUCUGGACAGGUGACGGAGGCUGUAACGUUAUCGCUGAAACCCAAUCUUGUCAGAAAUAUGUGACCAUAAUAGAAACCACAGGUGACUUUGUCUCAUCCUGUUAUAGUACCCUUCUUAAUUACAUUGUUCUUCAGAAUUUUUAUAUAGUUGGCUGAUUUGUUUUGUACGUGUUUUGUUUUUUUGAACAUCUGAGUGAGGGUUUAAGUGAGUGGAUUUCAUCUGUUUUUUUUUUUUAAAUGUCCCAUUCUGAGAGAAAUGUCACUUCAAGGCCAUUUUUCAUUGAUGUUCAAUAAACGUGUUUAAAUGUC